CACAAAGUAAUCAUUGUGGGUCUGGAUAAUGCCGGAAAAACGACGAUUCUUUAUCAGUUCUCCAUGAACGAAGUGGUGCACACCUCGCCCACCAUCGGCAGUAACGUGGAGGAGAUCGUGGUGAACAACACGCGCUUCCUCAUGUGGGAUAUCGGAGGGCAGGAGUCUCUCCGGUCCUCGUGGAACACCUACUACACAAACACCGAGUUUGUGAUAGUUGUUGUGGACAGCACAGACCGAGAGAGAAUUUCGGUGACUAAAGAAGAACUUUAUAAAAUGUUGGCACAUGAGGACUUAAAAAAAGCAGGUUUGCUGAUCUUUGCUAACAAGCAAGAUGUUAAAGAGUGUAUGACAGUAGCGGAAAUAUCUCAGUUUCUGAAACUGACUUCAAUUAAGGAUCACCAGUGGCACAUUCAGGCGUGCUGUGCUCUAACUGGAGAGGGACUCUGCCAAGGACUCGAAUGGAUGAUGUCAAGACUUAAGAUCAGAUGAUUUUUAAUGACCUCUUUGCACACACGUUGCUUACGAAGAGCUGUACCCAUGAGUACCUUCACAGUGGCAGAAUUAAUGGGUUAGAUGUAUUUAUACUGAACCGAUUUCGACUUUAUUUUCUACAUAGAUGCACACACACAUACGUGUAUAUAAAUUAAGACCAUUCGGCAAAAGGAAAGAUGCAGUGGAGGCUCCAGUUUGGUUUCCUGUUUGUUUUCCUCUGAGGAUGCGUCUAAAAGCUGUGAUCAACCUUCUUUUCAAGAUACAGCCACUCGGAACAGUCCAGUGCUGAGCGUGGUGAAGAUGAAGUGAGAGGAAGAAGCUUUUAAUUUUGAGUUUUAUUAUUCCAUUGUAGUCCUCUCUAGUUGCAGAUGUCGGCUUCAUUAUUCCAGUAAAUUAGCAAAAAAAUCAAUGGCAUAGAUAUCAACUUUCCAGUAUUUUUAAGGUUACCGAUGUUACAAAUGCAAAAAUAUUUUCCUGUAUGUGUACUGUAUAUAGUUGUGUAUAUUUAUACCUCAAGUUUAGGUUGAUUGCAAUCUGUUCAGACCAGUGUGUAAAGCGGAAUCAGUAUGUCGAUGACAGCAGUACUAAUAUUUGACAUGGCCAACAUGUCACAACUUCUUUUCCCGUGUGAUCUGUGUGGCUGUCACGCCAGUCAG
Messenger RNA from Pterocles gutturalis (yellow-throated sandgrouse), 1151 nucleotides. RefSeq names its product ADP-ribosylation factor-like 5A (gene ARL5A). Gene Ontology annotation, cellular component: cytoplasm; trans-Golgi network. The record is from RefSeq and is a predicted model, not a curated record. The transcript is spliced from 5 exons. Bases 64 to 492 code for a protein of 142 amino acids. Gene Ontology annotation, biological process: intracellular protein transport; protein localization to Golgi membrane; vesicle-mediated transport. NCBI's taxonomy places the organism in Eukaryota, Metazoa, Chordata, Aves, Pterocliformes, Pteroclidae. Gene Ontology annotation, molecular function: GTPase activity; GTP binding.